Exophiala dermatitidis NIH/UT8656 is the source of this 3399-nucleotide messenger RNA. RefSeq names its product mannosyl-oligosaccharide alpha-1,2-mannosidase. Gene Ontology annotation, biological process: carbohydrate metabolic process; endoplasmic reticulum mannose trimming; mannose trimming involved in glycoprotein ERAD pathway. Gene Ontology annotation, molecular function: mannosyl-oligosaccharide 1,2-alpha-mannosidase activity; calcium ion binding. Bases 1 to 3399 code for a protein of 1132 amino acids. The record is from RefSeq and is a predicted model, not a curated record. The transcript has a single exon. Gene Ontology annotation, cellular component: endoplasmic reticulum; membrane. Lineage: Eukaryota; Fungi; Ascomycota; Eurotiomycetes; Chaetothyriales; Herpotrichiellaceae.
AUGUGCAUGAAUGUUCAGGAUGUGACGCCUGCAGCUAUCUCAUCAUGGCCUGUAUUUCCUUCAAUACGGAUCCAACCAUGGCUGAGGGGCAUCUACUUCGUACUGAUCCUCGCCGGUCUUGCUUCAAUAGCGGCCGUGCAGGCUCAGACACCAGGGCAGCUUGCAGCCCUGAGAAAGGAAGCUGAAGACCUCUUCUAUCAUGGUUACGAAAAUUAUAUGCUCCAUGCAUUCCCGGAAGACGAGCUACGCCCAAUAUCCUGCCGCCCUCUGACACGCGACCGUGACAACCCGGCACAUAUUGAAGUCAACGAUCCUCUAGGGAACUACUCUCUUACCCUCAUCGAUAGUCUGUCGACUUUGGCGAUUUUAGCCUCAAACCCUUCCAGUCCUGGUGACAACAAGCCUUUGCGACUUUUCCAGAACGGUGUCCGCGAUCUGGUUGAGCAGUACGGUGAUGGCACCGAUAGGCCAUCAGGGCAGGGGUUAAGAGCCAGAGGAUUCGACCUGGACAGCAAGGUACAAGUCUUUGAGACAGCAAUACGUGGCUUGGGUGGCUUACUGAGUGCUCAUCUGUUUGCUGUCGGGGAUCUGCCUAUUCGUGGAUACAAACCUCGGGAAGAGCAGGCGUGUUACGCCCGGGCGUGGGACAAGAAUCACAAAGAUGGCACUGGCAAGGGAAUCCGGUGGGCCAAUGGGUUUGAAUAUGACGGACAGCUGCUCAGACUGGCAUAUGACUUGGGGAGUAGACUCAUACCUGCUUUUUGGUCGCCUACAGGGAUACCGUACCCGCGUGUCAAUCUCCGUCAUGGCAUCCCCUUUUAUGUCAAUUCUCCUUUUAAUGCGCAGUCACGUCACAGUGAGGAUGAUCCCCAGACGACUCCACCUGAGAUCACUGAAACCUGUAGUGCCGGGGCGGGCAGUCUGGUAUUGGAGUUUACCGUUCUGAGCAGGUUGACUGGAGAUUUCCGCUUCGAAGAUCUGGCCAAGAGGGCAUUUUGGGCAAUCUGGGCGAGAAGAAGCAAUAUCGAUCUUGUUGGGUCCGGGAUCGAUGCUGAGACGGGUAACUGGAUGGGAACCUGGACCGGCAUCGGCGCAGGCGUCGACAGCUUCUUUGAAUAUGCUCUGAAAUCACACGUCCUCUUGUCUAGGGAAGCUUAUCCUUUGAAUGAAAGUCGGGUGAGCCCUGAAAAAGACCCGAGAUCUCUCUUCAUGCUGCCCUCUGCUGAGGAGCACAGCCCCCAAGCGUUCCUCAAUGCCUGGAACGCCGCACAUGCCGCAAUACAGAGACAUCUAUACCGUGGCCAGGACUAUCAACACCCUCAUUACAUUCAAGCCGAUCUUGUCACCGGCGCAGCGAGGGGUUUUUGGAUGGAUGCACUUAGUGCAUACUACCCGGGGCUUCUCACUCUUGCUGGCCAUGUACAGGAAGCCAUGGAAACCCAUCUCUUACAGACGGCCCUCUGGACACGGUUUUCUGCAUUGCCGGAGCGAUGGAACCUGGUCACUGGUGGCAUUGAGGGCGGCCUAGGCUGGUGGGUCGGUCGACCUGAGUUUAUUGAAUCGACCUAUUAUCUCUAUCGUGCAACGGAAGAUCCCUGGUACUUCUAUGUUGGAGAGAUGGUGCUCCGAGACAUCAAGCGUCGAUGUUGGACAAUGUGCGGAUGGGCCAGCAUUCAGAACGUGCUGACGGGUGAGAAGACGGAUCGAAUGGAGAGUUUCUUUCUGGGAGAGACGGCCAAAUAUCUUUUUCUGCUGUUUGAUCCUACACAUCCUCUCAAUCAUUUGGAUGAGCCAUUUGUCUUCACCACGGAAGGACAUCCCUUGGUCAUUCCCCGGAGCGUCGGUGAUGGAAAGAGUCGUGGGAAGCCGUCAUCGCAGACUCCUCUUGCGGAGGAGGCUACUUGUCCCGUCAAGGCCGAGCCUGUUCCGUUCACCAUCUCCAACGUUGCUGCAAGGCCAGACGUGUACCAUGCAGCGAGUCUCGCAAGGCUCCAUUUAAUGCCGACGAGAGACACCGUCGAGUCGGUCUUUGGCGAAUAUGCCGCCGACCAUCCGAGUAUCACUUUAUCGGAUAUCAACUCGCCCUCUAACUACACCUAUUUUCCCUGGACCCUCCCGCCGGAGUUGGUGCCUUGCAAUGCCACUACCUCGAUUAUUCCCACCAGACCGACUCUCGAUAUUUCAUUUCCAGCUUUCCCAAACCCUGGCCAGCCGGCCCCACCGCUUCAGCGGGUGAAAGAGGGCAUCCUGAUCAACUUUAUCGGAGGGCUACGGCUGGGACUUGUGCAGGAUACACCCGUGUUAUACGAAGAUGGCAUAUACGACGGUUUCCGAAUCCAAACUAUCAACCAAAUUCCCCUCGGGAAGGACGAGAAGGUCUUCCUCGCGCGAGAAACUGGAAAGGAUGUGCUCAUUCCCUCUGACCCCAACUUCACGAGAGUGCGGGAUCCCGUCAUGCUCAACAUCGUGAUCGAGCUGAGUGGUUCUACAGAGGGCGGCAGCGAUACUGAAUCAGACCAAGGAAGGCUGAACUCUUCAUCUGAAGAAGAAGCUCUUGUCAUCGAUGUGCCAGAACUCGAUGAUCCCAUGGCCGAUGGAGCCGUCAAAGCCGCAUGGAACGCCAUCGUGGCGCAAAUUUCGAGUCUUUUGAGAGACCGGCCGCAAUUCGUCGAUACCGCCUGGCCAUUUUCAACCGCAUUCUCCCUCCCCUCCAGUACCCCAGCUCCCACGCACAACAGCAUGCGCACGUUGGGUUCCUAUUUUGUCGAACAGCAACAUAGUCAUAAUCCACGCUACCAGCUCCAAGCAGUCACCCCGACAGGUCCGGGAGCCGCUCCAUUACCCGACUGGCCUGAAGUCUCGACCAUAAUCCCGCUGGGAGCUUCAGUGCAUGCUGCGCAGCAGAUGCCAUGGACCAAGGUCUACGCGACAGACGAGCUGUGCGACCAUAAACUCCCGCUCAGCGUGGUCAGGAGCCAUCAAGUCCUUGUCGUCAAGAGAGGCGGGUGUAACUUUAGCCGCAAGCUACAGAAUAUCCCGUCCUUCUCGCCGUCCGCGCAAUCUCUUCAAUUGGUGGUUGUCGUGUCGUAUGGAAACAGCAAUGCUGACGAUGGCGCCACGGGCGAUGACCAAUACUCUAAAGACUCGCAUCAGCACCAACACCAUGGUGGUGACGGCGAUAACGGCGACCAAGAAGAAGCCUUGCCCAGACCGUACCUCCAUGAACCUCAACUCACGCCAGCGGGGCUUCCGCGCCGCAAUCCGAUUCCUAUGGUCCUCGUUGGCGGUGGCGACAAGGUCUACGAUGCUUUGACUCGUAGGACCAUCGGCGUCGGCAUCAAGAGACGAUAUCAUGUGGAAACUCGGGGUGUUAGAAUCGCAAACCUCCACAUCGUUUAG